GUUGUGUUGACAGGCAGGCAGCUGAGAAAAAUACACCGUCGGUCGCUAUCGCAGAGCUGUGCGUAAAACUUUGACCAAGUGACCGUUUCUUUGCCAAUUCCUGUGUUACUGGAAUUACGAUGGGCCACGGUCACGGACAUGGACCCCCGUACAAGGUGCCAGAUGCAUCAAUCUACAAAGUGGCCGACGCUCCAGAACUGGUGGAGGUUGAGCGUGCUCUCGCACGUCGCGGUCUGAAGGAUCCAUGGCUACGGAAUGAAGUGUGGCGCUACAAUGUGAAGCAAUUUUCGACCCACCGUUCGCGACUCGUGACGUUCCUGUUCAAGGGAUUCCCGCUCGGAUUCGCUGCCUUCGUUGCCACGAUCGGUAUAGAGUACGCGCUGGGUGUAGAUUAUCACGGCGGCCACGGACACGGACACGGAGAUGAGAAGGGGCACGAAGGCGGUCAUCAUUAAUCAGUUGACGUCGGUCAAUUGCGGGUGAUGUUCUUUGUUGCUAUCGCGCAUUAGAUUUUAUUUCCAAAAUUCUGCACCAAGAAUAAACAAAUUCAUUUUGUAGCAGAGACAAACAAAACAGCG
This is a messenger RNA of Anopheles moucheti, 578 nucleotides long. RefSeq names its product NADH dehydrogenase [ubiquinone] 1 beta subcomplex subunit 3 (gene ND-B12). Gene Ontology annotation, cellular component: mitochondrion. The transcript has 2 exons. Gene Ontology annotation, biological process: mitochondrial respiratory chain complex I assembly; electron transport chain. The coding region runs from base 120 to 455 and encodes 111 amino acids. Lineage: Eukaryota; Metazoa; Arthropoda; Insecta; Diptera; Culicidae. The record is from RefSeq and is a predicted model, not a curated record.